This is a messenger RNA of Labrus bergylta (ballan wrasse), 1131 nucleotides long. Lineage: Eukaryota; Metazoa; Chordata; Actinopteri; Labriformes; Labridae. The record is from RefSeq and is a predicted model, not a curated record.
UAUCUAGUCGGGCAAAAUGGCAAGUCCGAGCAAAAAGGCAAAAAAACGAUCAUCACCAAGGUGUUUAAUGAUCCCAUCCAUGGUAGCAUAGAGUUACACCCACUCCUCAUCAAGAUCAUUGACACACCUCAGUUCCAGAGACUUCGAUUCAUAAAGCAGCUUGGAGGUGUCUACUUUGUUUACCCUGGAGCGUCUCACAACCGCUUUGAACACUCGAUCGGGGUGGGAUACUUAGCAGGAAAACUUGCUGAGGCUCUCAGGUCAAGGCAGCCGGAACUCAACAUCACUGAAAGAGACGUCCUUUGUGUUCAGAUUGCUGGCCUCUGUCAUGACCUGGGUCAUGGACCCUUUUCCCAUCUGUAUGAUGGACUGUUCCUCCCCAAAGCACUGGAAAAAAAGAGGAAAUUAAAGAAAUGGAAGCAUGAAAAUGGCUCUUGUGACAUGCUAGACCACCUGCUGAAAGAGAAUAAUCUUGAACCAGUGAUGGAGAAGUAUGGACUGAAACCUGAAGACGACAUAACAUUCAUUAAGGAGAUGAUUGCUGGACCUCUACAGGAAUCUAAAGAGCAGGAGUGGGACUUCAAAGGGCGCCCAGAAGAAAAGUUCUUCCUCUACGAAAUUGUGUCCAACAAAAGAAACGGCGUUGAUGUGGACAAGUUUGACUACUUGGCCAGGGACUCUUUAUACCUGGGAAUCAAGAACACCUUUGACUUUCAUCGCUUCCUGCAGUUUGCCAGAGUGUGUGAGGUUGAUGGAAGGAAAACUAUCUGCACCAGAGACAUAGAGGAGGACAAUAUGUACGACUUGUUCUACAUAAGACACCGUCUCCACAAAAGAGCCUAUCAGCACAGAGUAAACAAAGUAAUUGAACAUAUGAUUGCAGAGGCUUUUUUGAAAGCAGACGGUCACAUUGAGAUUGAAGGAUCAGGAGGGAGGAUGUUCACUCUCUCUACAGCAAAUGAGGACAUGGAGGCCUACACAAAGCUCACAGACAACGUGUUUGAGGAAAUACUGAAGUCUUCCCGUCCUGAGUUACAAGAGGCAAGAGAGAUUCUGCAAAACAUUGUCUCUCGAAAGAUCUACAAGUUUGUUGGUGAGACAAAGCCAAAGAAGACCAUCAAGGAUUGGAAA